Molecule: messenger RNA, 1866 nt
Organism: Penicillium longicatenatum
Lineage: Eukaryota; Fungi; Ascomycota; Eurotiomycetes; Eurotiales; Aspergillaceae
Product: monooxygenase
Exons: 6
Coding region: 1-1866 (621 amino acids)
Biological process (GO): 3-(3-hydroxy)phenylpropionate catabolic process
Molecular function (GO): FAD binding; 3-(3-hydroxyphenyl)propionate hydroxylase activity
Source: RefSeq, a predicted model, not a curated record
AUGGACGAUCAGAUAGAAACGACAGACGUGCUGAUCUGCGGAUGUGGACCUACAGGGGCUAUGCUGUCUGCGUACCUAGGGCAGAUGAACAUUCCCAAUAUUGUCCUCGAGAAAGAGCCCGGCAUCACGACCGAUCCGCGUGGUAUUGCUCUCGAUGAUGACGGAAUUCGACUAGUUCAGGGCCUCGGGCUAUACGACCACGUGUUUACAGAGAUCGGUUCCAGCUUGUCCAAAGUUCACUUUGUCAGUGGAACGCAUCACAGGCUAGAUGAAAAGCCGCUUCUUGUGUUUGAUACAGGCUCGAGCGAAGGAGUAACUGGACAUGUCGGGCUUCUUGCGCAUAAACAGCCUGUCCUUGAAAAGUGGUUAAGGAAAGCAGUCGAAAAAGCAGAAACGAGCGAAUUGAGAAGUAACUGCACAGUGACUUCCAUAUCAGAAGAUGCGGACUGGGUUUACGUAACUUAUGACGAUUCUGGGACACAGAAGACUAUUCGUGCGCAGUUCCUAGCGGCAGCGGAUGGGAAAACAGGUUUCACUCGCAAGAAUUAUUUGGAACCCAAAGGCAUCAGACUGGAAUGGGCCGAACAAACCAAAUACCAGGAGACGUGGGUUGCGCUUAAUUGGAAGCUACAUCUCCCUACGAAGGAAACACAUCCUUCAUUCCCGCUAUGGGAACUGGGAUAUACACCCCAGCAAGUCUACGACCUUUUUUUUCCAGAGAAUUUUCGUUUUCUUUGCAAUCCCUCCAGGCCAGCUGUGUGUGGCCGAUUCGGUCUACCAGAAGACCGACUUUGGCGGUUUGAAUUUGUCGUUGCCCACGAUGAAGACGGCAUGGAGAUGGCAGGGGAGGAGAGAAUCCGCCAAGUGGUGUACCCAUACUUGACACACCCAGCUAGCCGCUAUGGGCUUCAGCAAGAUGUCUCAUUUCCCGAAGAUUGCAUCGAAGUCCUCCGAUCGCGACCUUUUAGCUUUUCCGCAAGAAGCUGCAACAAAUGGGCACUCGGCCGCGUGAUUCUUUGCGGUGAUGCCGCCCACGUCUUCCCGCCAUUCGGAGGACAAGGGAUUGUAUCAGGAUUUCGAGACGCCAUUUCGCUUGCCUGGCGCCUUGCUAUCGCAUGCUUGCCCACAUCCAAGGUAGAUCAUAGCCGUCUGCUCGAAGGCUGGUACCUCGAAAGAAAGCAGCAACUAGACAAAUCUCUCGCAACUACAGUCCGAAAUGGUGACAUGGUCAAUGGGAAAGGCCUAUUCCAGAUUUUCAUCCGCGAUUGGGGUUUAUGGUUGUUUCAAUUAGUCCCUUCCUGGAAGCACUGGCUCGAACGCGGUCCCCGGAAAGAUGGGCCCACUCGAUACACCUAUUCGUCCGGUAUGCCUUUCAUGCCGGAGCUUGGUGGAGGGGAUUAUUUCCCUCAAACGUAUUGCAUCAGACUACUGCGGGACUCAACCGUGCUGUUUACCGAUGAUGCGAUUUUUGCUGGUAAAAAAGGAAUUUUUCAGAUUGUCGUUCUGCUCGACGAUCCUCUUGAGCUCAAUGCUGCAAUCCGCGACCUGGAGGUAAUAAAGCAAUGCAAAGGCUUGUUACAAGACGAAGCCACAUUUUUCGUGCCUCGUGCCCAGUGCACCGGGGUUGUGGCUCGGGGACUUGAAGACCAAUGCCAGCAUCUGUUGUUCCGAACUGCGAGUGGUGAUGAAUUCGGCCGAUCGCCUCUGUGUAUCUCUCGGCCGAUCCCACGCGGAUACGAUGAAUCACUUUUGUUCAACAGCGGCAAACGCUAUGUGAUAUUGAGGUUUGAUCGGUUUGUUUACGCUUAUUGUGACACCAAAACCGAGUUGGAGAAGGCCGCCGCGCAGAUAUCCGAGAUGUUCUGA